AUGGUUAUUCCACUGAGAGAGGACUUUGUCCUUCUCUUUAUGAGGAAGUCUUGGGCGUCAGUUGCAGCUCGUUUUACUUCAGAGACAAAAACAGAGAGAGAAGUAACAAGACUCCACUGCCGGACGACAAAGGUGUGUUAGAUCAGUACUAACAAUGUUCAGGAGUGACAGUCCCUUUGGCAAUGACACCAGCAGCUAUGCAGGAUCCAUCCAGUCCAAUGGUUUUUCAACAAUGGAUGAUGUGUCAUCACAGGCUUCAAAUAUUUCAAGGCCCAGUGCAAAGUCAGUUUACUUGCAGAGGAUGGAGUAUGCAGUAUCUCUAAACAAGAUGAUGGAAACAUUUCAGUACAGAGUGGAGCACUUAUUCACUUGUGACCUGAAUGGGAAGGAGUUGAGAAGUGUAGCUGACUGUGUGGAGCGGCUGAAGCUUCUGGAUGGGAUGGGUCGUGUGUGGGCUCAGAGCAUGCUGCUGGAGAUCCGUGGCUCCCACCUGCUCUUUACAGACGUUGAAACCAAGGAGGAGCUGGAGUCCAUGGCUCUCAGUGACAUCGUGGAGCUAAAGGCUGUGCCUGAUUCUGGAGCAAUUAGCUCUCUGCUAACGGUGUCAGUGCAGUUUGGAAGAAAGCACACACAAACUGUCUUUAUGUUUCAGUGUGAGGAUGUCAGGGCUGAACUUGUUCAAAAGGAUUUCACACGCCAUAGAGAUGACAUAAGCAUUAACAGCAACACAGGAUCUGUAGCAGGACGUGCAGAAAUGAAAAACCUACAUAAUGCUGAAAAAUUCUCUAAACCUAAAGAGUCUCAAGUGGAGUCAGUCCCCCAGUGGUCAGCUCCAGACUACGCCUCCAUUGUACUCAUAGAGGAGGAGCUGGAUGUACCUCAGCAGGAGGAGGAGGAUGAUGAUGAGGAAGAGGAGGAGCAGAUACCAACACCUCAACCUUACAACACUGAAGAAGAAGAAUCAUUGUCGACUCCACGCCCAUACACAGAGCUGGAAAGGAAUGUAGACAUCUUGAAUCACAUUGUCAGUGACAUAGAGAUCUUCAUGGGGAAAAUAGCUGCAGCAGUAGCUAAAAAUUCAAAGAAAAAGAAGAAAAUGAAAGCAAAAGGAAAAGCUGUUGAUGGUGUGCCCCCUGCAGCAGAGUUUGCAGACUGUCUCCAUAAGAUCAAAUGUGGUUUCAACCUGGUGGGGGAGCUCAAUGGACAGAUUGAUAAUCCCAGUGCUCCUGAAUUUGUUCACUCCUUUUUCUCCACAUUGGGAUUUGUGGUAUCUCACUGCCCAGAGGAUCUGCCACAGACCAUUGUGGCCCCCCUGCUGACCCCUGCGUGUAUCCGUCUGAUGAGUGAGGAGGCCUCUGCAGAGGAGGACCAGCUGUGGCAGUCUCUCGGAGAUGCCUGGAACAUCCCCAGUACCAAAUGGCCAGAUGAUGAUGAAGACAUCCCAACAUACACUCCGGAGUUUUUCGAUGGCUGGCAGCCUCCUGAGGUGUCCGCAGCCUCUGAACCCAAACAACCUGUGAGGAGACAGGAGAAUCCAAAACCUGCACCCAGUCAGACUUCUGCAAAGUGGACGCCUGCAAACACCACACAAAAACCACGACCUGUUGAGUCGAAGGGUCCCAUGCGUGUCGUGUAUGACUUCAUCUCGAGAAACCACAGAGAGCUCACUGUCACAAAGGGAGAAAUAGUCCAACUGCUGGACAGGUCAAAGCAGUGGUGGAAGGUGAGGAACAACAGGGGAGAGGAAGGCUUUGUACCCAAUAAUGUCCUGGAGGAUCCUGAUGAGCAGCCUAUGGAGUUUUCUCAGCAAACUGGAGGUUCUCCCGUCCUGACGAAGAAGUCAAAGUCUGCAGAGGUAAAAGCCUGGCUGGAAGACAAGGGCUUCAGUAAGAUCACUGUGCGCUGUCUGGGCAUGCUAAGCGGCUCCAUGCUUCUGGGAAUGAGCAGAGAGGAACUGAAGCAGGUGUGUCCUGAGGAGGGAGGGCGGGUCUUCUUCCAGUUACAAGCUGUCAGGUCCGCCAUGGCUGCUGCUAUAUAAAGACAAUGAAGAAGAUCAUCAUGGACCAAACAAGUUGUUAAUGGUUGACUGUAAAAGAAAAAGAAAAAAAGGAGAUAAUAUAAUUACAAUUAGGUUUACAGCUUUUCAAUGACAGAUGGCUGAAUGUUGAAUGAAUACAUUUUCUGCAUGUGUGAAAUGUUUAAAAGUAAAGUUGUGAUCCAAUCAGCAUGUUAUACUAAAAUUAAAGACCAGUCAGGUAGUUUCUCCAGCAUUAAAAGCUAAUGGUGCCCACUAAGACAUUUCACAAAUUUGCAAUGAUCUCAACUCUGUAACAAAAAGUAAUCUGAGAUGUCAUUUUGAAACCUGUGAAUAAAGGUAAUGAGACUCACA
This is a messenger RNA of Labrus mixtus (cuckoo wrasse), 2389 nucleotides long. RefSeq names its product EPS8-like 3a (gene eps8l3a). The record is from RefSeq and is a predicted model, not a curated record. Gene Ontology annotation, molecular function: actin binding. NCBI's taxonomy places the organism in Eukaryota, Metazoa, Chordata, Actinopteri, Labriformes, Labridae. Gene Ontology annotation, biological process: positive regulation of ruffle assembly; Rho protein signal transduction; regulation of Rho protein signal transduction. Gene Ontology annotation, cellular component: ruffle membrane; vesicle; plasma membrane. Bases 155 to 2038 code for a protein of 627 amino acids. The transcript has 20 exons.